UCGACUGACCGGCCGCACACGCCGCGCACACAUCGCACACGCACGUCGUACGUCGCACCGCGCACACGACGACCGACGGCGACACAACCGCGCAGGUAUAUACCACCGUAUACCAGACCUUCAACCAUAUUCAGUCGACGACGUCUCACGGGCGCGGUGAUCUCAUUCGUUUUCGGCACGUCCGUUCCGUCGCUACCGUCACGUCGUUUUAUUUUCCAUAAACAACAUUUUUCGUAUCACAAAGGCAAGCGAUAUGGUCCACGAGACGACAACGACGACGGCAGCCGACGCCGCUGCCGUUCGCGUUUGACCCGCAAUCCAAUAAAAUUACGUUCCGUUUCGUAAAGCGGUUUUCGAGUGUUUUACCUCGUCUCCGGCACAGUUGUACCCGAAGAAUAUCAAAUUAUUUUUUAGGACCACGAUCUGUCCGUCCCGAUACCGUAUACCGUGUUGUGGAUACCUAGAUCUAUACACUUGCAGGUGCCCUCCAGGUAUAAUAAUAUUUUCGUCGUUCGCCGCUCCGUCCGCGCGCGUUUUUCGUUUCGCCGGCCGACUAGGUACGGUAACAGAUACCUUGUUACCGGUAAUAAUAUGAUAAUGGGUACGGCCAACCAGGAACAGCAUCCCGCCAGCGCGAUCAAAAAGCCCACGGACUUUUCGAUCGACGCUAUUAUGCGUAAAGAUGACGCCGCCGCUGCCGCCGCAACCGCUGCCGAUUCAAGACACAACAUUAUGUUCGGCACGGAAGGUGAAGGUUCGAUGGGUGGAACUGAAGAUUUGGACAUUGAAGUGGAUGUCGUUGAGACUUCGGAACCGGAAGACUUAGCCGCCAAUCGUUAUCAUCGUCGUUCUUCGGUGGAUGCGGGCAAUGGAAAGCAGAAUGGCUCAGCUAGUGGUUCAAAGAAAAAGAGAUGCCGAGAAACGGUUAGCGCUUCGUCUGAAGAUGGUGACCGGACACCGCCCCCACACGAUUCUGCACAGGCUACCUCUAAGAACCAAGCAACAAUGUUAGCAAAAUGUACCAGUCCAGAUUUGGCAUCUACGGAAUGCUACCUCGAAUCCGUUUCAAAAGAGCUCUGGUCAAAAUUUCACGAACUGGGCACGGAAAUGAUCAUCACCAAAACUGGAAGGAGGAUGUUCCCCACGUUGCGUGUGUGUUUCCGGAAGCUGGACCCGAACCAAAAGUAUUCGGUACUCAUUGAUAUCGUGCCAGUGGACAACAAACGGUACCGGUACGCUUACCAUAAAUCGUCGUGGUUGGUGGCCGGUAAAGCCGACCCUCCCGCUCCGCACCGGCUGUACACGCACCCUGACUCGCCGUUUACCGGUGACCAGCUACACAAGACGUUUGUGUCGUUCGAAAAAGUCAAGCUCACCAACAACGAGAUGGACAUCAGUGGACAGAUCAUUUUGAACUCGAUGCACAGAUAUCAGCCCCGGAUACACCUGGUCAAGUGGAGGGGCAUGGUGACCGACUUGGACGCGGAAAAGUACCGGUCUUUCGUGUUCCCAGAAACCGUGUUCACGGCCGUCACGGCUUAUCAAAAUCAACUGAUAACAAAAUUGAAAAUCGAUAGCAACCCAUUUGCCAAAGGAUUCCGUGAUUCUUCACGACUAGGAGAACUCGAAAGAGAUCCGGUGGACUUGAUGUUCCUGGAACACCAGUACAACCAACACCUGCUCAGUCGAGCGGCCACGCCCAUGUUCUGGCCGUCGUCCCAGGACGGCGGCGUCGUCCAUCCCGGACAGCAGUCGGCAAUGGAACAGCACCAUCAACACCAGCUGAACCAGCAACAGCAUCAACUGCAACAGCAGCAGCACCACCUGCACCACCAGCAACAGCAACAGCAACAGCAGCAGCAACAGCAACAGCAGGACCAGAGCAACGGCGGCGGCAAUUCGGGAUUCAUGUUGGCCGCCGCGGCCGCUGCCCGGGCCCAGUUCCACAUGUUGAACAACGCGGCGGCCGCGGCCGCGGCGUCUGGCGGUGGCAGGGCGCAGGCCGGCGGCGGCGACGGCGGCAGUGGCGCCGGCGGAUCGGCCGCCCAGCACUACCAGCACUCGGCCGCGGCCGCGGCGGCCGCUGCGGCCGGCAUGCACUCGCUCAUAGUGUACGGCAACCACUUCCAACAGUCGCAGUCGCGUUUCGCGGCCGCCGCAGCCGCCGCAGCAGCGGCCGCGGCUUCGUCGUACCCGGGACCGCCACCCCCGCCGCACCCGUCGUCCAUGUUCAGGCCGCAGUCGCAGUACCCGAGGUACGUGUCGGCGGCCGCCGCGGCUUUCCAACCGCCGCCGAUGCCGCAGCAGCAGCAGCAGCAGCCCGUGGCCUCGUCGUCGUCGUCGUCGUCCACGGUCGGCCCGCCGCAAUCGCCGCCGCAACCGUCGCUCCAGCAGCAGCACCCGCCGCCGCCGCUGCCGCUCCAACAGCAGCCGUCUGCGUCGACGUCGUCGUCGUCGUCGUCGCCGUCGUCGCCGCCGUCCACCGCCGCCGCGGCCGUCGUCCACCUACACCACCAUCACCCCGGCGCCGGCGCUGCCGCAGUGCACCAACAACACCUCCACCAGCACCACCACCACCCGCGGUCGUACAGUCCCGCUCGAACGCCGCCCGGCGCCGGCGGUUCGUCUUCGGCCGAGUCGCUGCCGUCGCCGGACGUGGACGGCAGGUCGGCCACCAAAUAUCAGAAGCGCCGUUCGCCGUCCGCCGCCAGGUAUUCGCCUUUCGACGCCACCAAAGCCGCCGCCGCCGCGGACGAAUCGUAAUUCGUUCCGCUUCGCGCCCGUUUUGUUUUUUCCUGUACGAAUCUCCUCGCCCCCCUUAUUCCUUACCCCCCCAUUCUCUAUCCUUG
This is a messenger RNA of Melanaphis sacchari, 2849 nucleotides long. RefSeq names its product optomotor-blind protein-like. Gene Ontology annotation, molecular function: RNA polymerase II cis-regulatory region sequence-specific DNA binding; DNA-binding transcription factor activity, RNA polymerase II-specific. Gene Ontology annotation, cellular component: nucleus. The record is from RefSeq and is a predicted model, not a curated record. NCBI's taxonomy places the organism in Eukaryota, Metazoa, Arthropoda, Insecta, Hemiptera, Aphididae. Gene Ontology annotation, biological process: cell fate specification; positive regulation of DNA-templated transcription; regulation of transcription by RNA polymerase II.